UGCUUUCGUCUGCUCCAAUGACUCAACGACAACAGUAAAAAACAGAAAACUUAAUGUCAGUUCUGUAAAAAAAAGUCUAGAAGUGUUUUUCCGCCGUGCGUGAUUCGCUUUUUUCACGAAAAGUAGUUGUUGCUACGAAUUCCAAUUGUAUUCUGGACGUUCAGGAUUGAAAAUGCUAACAUCAACAUCGGAACGUCACGACGGAAGAUAGUGAUACGUGCCCACUGCAAAAAGAAGAAACAGCAGUGCAAUUUUCUUCGGAUCCUGCGAAGCACCGUACAAAAUUGUCCUGUAUCCAGCACUGAUGUGCUCUUCCCACUUUACGAAUUGGAACGUUCUUCCGUAUAGAAAUCUGCUUCCUAAAGAAUAAUUGAAGAAGGCAAAAGAUACGGAUAAUAAUCGUCAUAAUUAACACAACAAACAAGGCACCAAUACCUCGGAAGAAUAAAUACAAUAACAAUUAUCUGCAGAGCGUAGUGUUUCGUGAUGGAUUUGGUGGAUAUCGACAAAGUUUUGGAUGAUUUGGAACUGAAUGAGGAUAAUAAGGACCGACCAGCAGUAGCGGCACCGACAAUCCGAUCGACAUCCGUCGAGUCUGGCAAAGAUCUUACACCUUCAACACCAUUGCUGCAAGCAGCGCCAGCAUCGACAUCAUCUGGAAGCCGUACUAAACACCACCAACAAACCUAUAACCAUGUGCAAGAAAAUGGAACUUCAAAUAUUGUCGACUCAACCAACGCAACCGCAGCAGGACUCAACGUUUCCAAACUGAAAACCAACGUCAUAAACGUGUCAACUGUUUUUAAUAGCUUAAAUGAAUAUGUGAAAGCCGGUACAGAUCUAAACGAGAAGCUACAGAAAGUAAUUGAAUAUCCGCCUGCAGUAGAUCUGAGCACCAACGGCGACAACAAACCGCUGUUAUCACCAUCUAGCUCCUCAGUCUCCGCCGAAUCCCAUACGUCUUCAUCAGUUGAUGAGGUUGUUGGUACCGGUGCUGCUGAUGCCGUUGAAAAUUUAACAAACAAAAACUCACGUCGACUUUCAAACUCUUCGACGGCAUCGAACAGUUCCGAACCACCACACAAUCACCGCCGUCAUAGGCAUAGCAGUUGUUCUUCAUCGGUGACCACUUCUACGUCCUCGUCGUCGUCGACGUCGACCAGCGACGGAGAGGAAGACGACGAUGCCGAUGUGCAUGAACGUUUGAAUGAAGGUCUGUCGUUGAGUGCAGGCGAUUAUAUUUUGGAUUCCUCAGAGAAUACGACACUUGCCACGACCAAUGAGGAUCAUCCGACUAACCAAGUGGUUGAGGAGAAGAAAGCCCAAGGUCCCAGCGAGCAACAGGACACGUCUGCAUUUUCAUACAAAAAUAGUUUGUACUCGGAUACACUUAGUAAUGACGUUAUCAAUUUGGAAGGUAUCUCAUCGAUAUCAUCUAUAGUGGCGGUGGAUUUAACGAGUGCUGGCCCCGGCGAGCAUAAAAUUCAUGAAGAAGUUUCUAUACCGUUGGAACAACCCGACAGAAAAGAGGAUGUCGCAUUAGCACAGCCAGAACUGGUCGAGGAAGAAAAAACCGAAGUGAAAAAGGCUGUAGGUUUCGAAUCUACCAUGGAUGACGUUUCGGAUACGGAAUUGGAAAGCUACUUGCAAGAGUUGGAAGAAUAUUAUGACUUCCAACAAACCGCUGUUCCGGGGGCGAGUGCUGCUGCUCCGAGUAUGGUAGAUGCCGAGCCGGUAGUCGAAGCGGCGGCAGAGAAGUCCAUCGACGAGAAAGAUAAGAAGGAUACUAUUAGUAUUGGAAGUCGCAAUAGCAUUGAUACUAGAAGCGAUGAAAGUAUUCCGGAGUCAAAUCGAGGAGAGAAUGACGAAGAUCUAAUUUCUCAAGCUUCUACACUUGAGUUCAAUGAUUUGGCAGCAAUGCAAGCUGCAAAUGGUGGUGCCAACGCAGUUGAUGAUUUGGAAAUAGAGGACCUUCCUGAUAACGAAGUGCCGGAAUUUUUCGCCGAAGCAGGAGAUGAUGCUGGUGAGAUCAAAUUUAUCGAUUGCACCGAAACGGAAUCAGCAAUUGUUAGGGAAGAGAUACCUGUUGUAGAAGAAGCCAGAGCUGGCGCGGAUAGCGGUAAUGUUCCAAAUAAAACAUCUGAUCCAGCCGCCACUUCAGAUCGAACUCCCCUACCUCGACCAAAUUCCCUUGAAUUGCCGGCUCAAGGGGAUACAUAUUCUGAAAAGCAAAGUUCUCCCGGUCACACACCGCCUUCGUCAAUGUCACACGGAAUCGAUUCUGAUCAAUGCCUUACUCUGUCAUCCACGAGCUCUGAUGAUUUCGCCCCAUCAGUAGCAAUAGCUCCGGCUCCGCCGCCUUCAGCACCACCAACAGAGACUAGCGAUGGUCUUCUCGACGAAAGUAGCGAAGGUCUAUUACCGUUUCGUCCAACUGGUCCCCUUGCUUCCCAUCCUCAACUUGGUAGAAUACCUCCGUACUGGGUACCGGAUAAUGCAGCUAAUUCCUGCAUGCAAUGUAACCAAAAAUUCUCACUGAUAAAGCGACGGCAUCAUUGCCGAGCAUGCGGACAACUACUCUGUUCGUCAUGCUGCUGCUUGAAGGCCAAACUAGAAUACCUCGGCGAUGUAGAAGCUCGCGUUUGCAUCAGCUGCGACAUCAUUCUCAACCAGCAGCAGCAGGAACUGGAAGAGGCACAAUACGGAUCUCAAUUUGCGAUUGCCGCUGGUGCAUCGGGAAUGUCCACCACGCGCCAACCAAAUCCAAACAAUCCGAUGGAAUACUGCUCCACGGUUCCGCCCUUCCAACAGGCGAGCAAUCAGUCCCAGUCGCCCAUUUCGGUGAUGGUUCCGGUGGGAGUGCUGAAACGUGCCGGAGCUCCCCGCACUGGACGAAAGGAUAAGACGGUGAUUUUCAGUGAUGGCAUUCGCCCCGGGUGCGAUUUGACCGAGCUAGACGAGAACUGGGACUCGCAAACCAAAACAUCUCCAUCGAUUGUGCCCGGGGACAAGCGGAAGGGGCGCGUUCAGACACCUAUUGGGGAGGAACCUCCGUCCAUCUCGAACACCAUCAAAUCUCUCAUUCCCCAGGGCGAUAAUAAACUACCACCGGUUGUGAAACAGAUCAGCAAAACUGAAACCAAACACAUCGAUGUGGAUAACGAUGCGGCGCUGAUAACGAGUCUGCGCGACGGAACAUUAACCUUUGCGCUGCAGCGAAACCUUCUGGUGCUGGUGACAAUCGUGGAGCUGAGCUGCUGCAUCAACAAGACUGUCAUUAACUUCACCACCCGUGGGAUGCACUACGUUGGUCAGGACGAAAUCGUUAUUCUGCUGGAGCUGGGGGAGUCCCAGUUGCUACCGAAGGAUAUUUUCGUGCAUUUGAAUGAUAUCUACGUGGAGGCGGAUCGUGGUAACACGUUAACUGAACUGGGAUUUAGCCCGCCAAGUAUGCCAAAUUUUCUUGGGUCGAAAAAUCACGGAGGGUUCCUGUACGUGAGGCCGACCUAUCAGUGUAUGCAGAAUGUGAUAAUUCCGGACGCACCCUAUCUGGUGGGUGUGUUGAUUCAUAGGUGGGAGGUACCAUGGGCGAAGAUAUUGCCACUUCGAUUGAUGCUCCGAUUAGGGGCACUGUAUCGGUAUUAUCCCAGCCCACAUGUGAGUGUGCGAGAGAGAGAAUCGGUUUACGUGGAAAUCGCCCAAACGGUGAUAACGUUGCUGGCAGAUUUUAGGAACUAUUCGUAUACUAUUCCGACCAUUCGUGGCAUGGUGAUACACAUUGAAGAUAGGAAAACGAGUAUUCUUAUUCCGCGGAACCGGUACGAGCAAGUAAUGAAGGUGCUCAGCGGAUCACAGGACCAAACAAUACUGGCACUGGGCGGAAACUUCAGUAAGGUGGCUGACGGCCAUCUGGUGUGUAUUCAAAACACAGACUCUGGCUGUCCCGAAACGGCACAGUAUUCAACUCAGGCGAUCAAUAUCGAAGGACAACCAAGGAAAGUGACAGGAGCUAGUUUCUUGGUUUUGAACGGGGUGCUAAAGCCAAACUGUGGUUUGGUGGGAAAAUGCAGUAUUGUUGAGGACGGGCUCAUGGUGCAGGUUCCACCGCCCAAAAUGAACACAAUCAAGGAUGCACUGAAGAAUAUGAAGGAUUAUAAGAUCAUUUGUGGGCCGGUCGAAGGUGAUGACAGCCAGAAAGAGAUCGUUAGCAUAGAAUGGACGGAAAAUGAUCUCAAUUUCAAUAUUGGAGUAAUCUCUCCGAUUGACAAAAAACCACUGAAUGGAGUACCCAGCAUCCGAGUGCAUCGAGGAACCGAUUACUCCAAUGCAAAUCAUAUCAUAAGGUGGACAGAAGUUUUCAUUAUUCAGGGUGACGACGAGUCAAACCACCCUGGUGACCCAAUCAACAUGUCGAAACUCUCAGAACAAGUCGCCAGGAGCGCUUGUACUGCGCUAGUUGCCUUCCUCGAUCUGUUGGCUUCCAACGGUUUUCUAAAAAUCGGUCUCCGAAUAAUGCUGGAUUCGGAAAAUGUUUCUUAUGAGGCGGGCAGUCAAUUCAACAAGUUGGGUCCCUUGUACAUGAACGCACUCGACAACGAACUGAUUGGCACUCUGAACCGGCAGGCUAACAGUCUGCAUCUGGACCAGCAGAUAAUCUUUGAAUUAAUAUUCCACAUUCUGGAUAAAUAGUCGUUCAAUGACGAUAGUUAGGCACGUAUUAUGCCCCGGUCAAGUAUGCAAUACGUUCAGUCUCGUCUAUCUACGUAACAUUUUAACAAGUUAAGGUGAUUAGGACAUGUAGAAUCGAUAGAGAUGAAUGUCUAAUAGAAACGCAUAUUCACACUAAAUAAUACGACAUUAUCAAAGUGCAUGCAUGAUAAUGAAAAAAAAAGUUGUCUAUUACUUGACAGUUGUUGCAACUAGUUGGAAAGUGCAAAGGAUAUGAAUGGAAACCUGUGUUGAUAAAACUAUUUACAAGGCGCGUAAUGAUGAUUUGAUCUGUAGUAAUAUAAGCUACUCGAAACAAAAAGUACUAAUAGGUUAUGUUUGAAAUAAUUGCGUGCAGAUAGGAUGUUUAUUGAAAAAAUAUGGCAAGAUGCGAAUAAAAAAAAUGAAUCUGUAAUGGCAAACAAAAAUGAGCUAACCUGAGGUAAUCGAAUUAUCUUUGUAUAAAUAUUUCAUGUAUUAUAGUUGAAUUAUUGGGACAUAUGUUAUUACUAUUACCCUACACAAUAUAUUUAUAUUUUAUUUAGAAAUUUUAAAAUAAAACUGAGCUAUUGGAAAAUGA
Armigeres subalbatus is the source of this 5287-nucleotide messenger RNA. RefSeq names its product zinc finger FYVE domain-containing protein 9 (gene Sara). Gene Ontology annotation, molecular function: metal ion binding. Gene Ontology annotation, cellular component: early endosome membrane. The transcript has 9 exons. NCBI's taxonomy places the organism in Eukaryota, Metazoa, Arthropoda, Insecta, Diptera, Culicidae. The record is from RefSeq and is a predicted model, not a curated record. Gene Ontology annotation, biological process: endosomal transport. Bases 487 to 4689 code for a protein of 1400 amino acids.